CAAACUAUAUAUAGUAAAAAACAAGACAAAACACAUUUCGGAUAGUAAUCUGAUCACAAACUAAAAAACAUGAACUCUAAAUUUCUUCUCACAACCAUACAUUUACCUUAUAAUAAUAAUCAUAAUAAUAAUUCAUUUUCAGAUAAGAAGUUGUAUACUCAUUUUUACACUCCCUUCUCAUGCCCAAGAUUUAAAAUCUUGUGUUCAUCAUCAGGAUCAGAGCUCACACUAACCACUGGAACGAAUGGAAGCGAUGGUUCAGUGACAGGUGGCUCAUAUGAUUUUAGUAAAGCAACAACUUCUCUUACACAGAAGUUAUUGUCAUCCCCAAAGCAAGUGACUCUUGUAAGGCAUGGCUUAAGUUCUUGGAACGACGAAAGCAGAGUUCAGGGAAGUACAGACUUAUCGGUCUUGACAGAAACUGGAAUUAUGCAAGCUGAAAGAUGCAAGAAAUCUUUGGCAGAUAUACAGUUUGACCAGUGUUUCUCGAGUCCAAUUUCUCGUGCCAAGUCAACUGCAGAAAUCUUGUGGGCAGAGAGGAAAGAGCCCUUGAUUUUUCUUGAUAACCUGAAGGAGGCACAUCUAUUCUACCUUGAAGGCAUGAAAAAUGUGGAUGCCAGGCUAAGAUAUCCGAAGGAAUAUACAACAUGGAGGGAAGAUCCGUCCAAUUUUAAUGUAAAUGGCAUUUAUCCUGUACGGCAAAUAUGGGACACUGCAAGCAUUGCUUGGAAGGAAAUCUUGUUGACACCGGGGGAUAAUUUUCUUGUUGUGACCCACAAAUCAAUAUUACGAGCGCUCAUCUGCACGGCCCUUGGACUAAGCACAGAGAGGUUCCGAGCCUUUGAUGUGAAUAAUGGUGGAAUAACCGUGUUUAAGUUCAAUGUGGAAGGCGAAGCUAUGCUUCAGUAUAUGAACAUGACAGCUCAUAUGUACACUGAACACACUUAUCGUUAUUAAACAUGGAGGUCUCAAUAUUCAUGAAUGCGAGUUACAUAUCAAGUCAAGUUUGAUAAAUAAUGGUGGUUCCACUUCCAUUAUCCAGUCCUUUUGUGAUCCUAGUCGAGUUAAGCCUAGUUGAGUCAACUCGACGCACUUAUUAGUAGCAAAGAUAUAAGAUCAUAUUGUAUUUGCUUUAUCAUGAACAAGAUUGUAUGAGAACAGGGCAUGCUAAAUAUUAUGAUAUGAAAUCCAUGAUAAAUUUUGAA
This is a messenger RNA of Erigeron canadensis, 1205 nucleotides long. Its product is annotated as probable 2-carboxy-D-arabinitol-1-phosphatase. Lineage: Eukaryota; Viridiplantae; Streptophyta; Magnoliopsida; Asterales; Asteraceae. The coding region runs from base 70 to 957 and encodes 295 amino acids. Gene Ontology annotation, molecular function: phosphatase activity. The record is from RefSeq and is a predicted model, not a curated record. The transcript has 7 exons.